GUUGCUGCUCAACGCUGCUCGCCAACGGUUCAGUUCAGCAAUCUUUGAAAGCUGCCCGCCUCCCGAGAAGCACUCGAUCGAACUACAGAGUUCGCCUUCGUAUCGGUAUCAUUCUAUGUAGCGCAUCCCAAAGACCGGUCCGUCACGUAUACGUCGUGCCGUUCCCGUUCCCGUUGUCGUUGUCGUUGUUGUUGGCAUGGUCUAAAGUUCAAAGCCCACUGUAGAUCCUUAACAGGCAGACACACAAACUGGUAAAAGUUGCUUGGCAUUCAACUUGAACUAGCCCAAGAGGCAGUUAGAGCAGCCUUGAAGGAAAGUUGACUGCGACCAAGUUGUAUGGCCAACAAGAAGAAGACGAAGAAGAGCACAUAAUAAGAAGAGCAUCGAACAAGCCCAAACAACAUUAGCAACAACAUCAUUAUCGUCAGCCAGAGCCAGAAGAAGAAGAGCAACAACAUUAUUGAAUAUCAUUGCGGCCAUAGCCCGAGGGGCAAUCAAUUGCAGGCAGAGUUGUAAUGGUGCACUGGCGUGUGGCUUUUGAGAGCGGCUGCGAGGAUCACAAUCUCUGGCUCAGCCAGGAGCGAUACGAGUACACGCAGAGCCAGCACCAGCGCCAGCGACAGCACAGAUAGAAUUUAACGGUAAACGCCACACAUCACAUCACAUCCGCAUACGCAUUCGCAUUCGCAUGCGCAUCCGUGGGAUUACCAAAAAGUGCAUUCAACUUGCCACAAAGCGCAUUUGCAGGCGCUGAACAUAUGCCAACGAUCUCGAUCUCAACUACAACAGCAACAACAAAAAGAGUAACAACAAUUUAAAUAAAACCACAAAAGAUUCAAAACAUUUCGCCAAAAAAAAAAAAAAAUAACAGCAAAAAGCGCGCGUGCAAAAUUCUGCGUUGGAAAAUUGGUCAAAGUUUUCGAUCGGUUGUUGUUAUUAUUUUUCUUAAGUGUUGUGUUUUUUUUUAUGGUGUUCUCUUAACUGCAAAUGUGAAAUCGAAAACGAAAACGAAGGAGCACACAAAAGAAAACCAAAAUAAAGAACAGCUAGCGUACUAAAGGAGCAAAAGGAGAACUAGCGAUAGACAGAGAGGAAGCGCGGCAGACGGAGACCACAACAAUUUCAUCAUGGUGCUACAGAACCACAACACCGUGGUGGCCCGCUCCACGCUGACGCCGAACAGCAGCAGCCAGAACUUCGGCUCUCACUCGCAACAUGGCGGGCAGACAGUGGGCGGAGGACGUAGCCCUGGCAAUGCGGGGCCAGGUAACCAGCGUCCGAUUGUGGAUCUGCUUGUGGCCAUGGUGGCGGUGCCGGUUCUGAUACUGUGCGCCCUGCAGCUGGAGAAGAAUCUGCAUGACAUGCACGACAGCCCCGAGUCCCGCUGGCUGGUCUUUGCCCUCGGGAUCGGCAUGCUGGUCAUAAGCGUGAUCAUCUGCGGCUAUGUGACACAUCGCAUGGGCGUCUGCAUUUGGGCCGGGCCCAUCGACGAGGCGGGCAAUCGUGCCGGCAAUGGCGCACUGCAUCACAUCAACUCCCAGAACGAUGUGCUACGCAUUGUGGACUCUUUGCCGCCGAGCUAUGACAGUGUGGUUAAGUGUGAUCUGCCCCCGCCGCCCUACGACUGUGUGGUGAUCGAUGUGGAGCAGCACAAGGACAUGCAGCCGCAGACAUCCGCCAAGGAUGAGCGCCUCUCUCAGGCGGCAGCCGGUUCCAUUUCUGUUGCCAUGCCAGGUGCAACACUGCACAUCUAAACGGAUUGGCGGAGAGAAGCACCGAGGAGAACGAGCAGGGGAAAGGGAGAGCUGAUGCGACCACAAAAGAAGAAGAGGAGAGAGAAACAAAGAGAUUUUUCGCUUGUGGCAUUGAAAUUGACUAGAAAUGGGAUUUGUACUUCAACUACACUACGCUGACGCCAUCUAUCGGUGGCCUCUGGCUAUUGGCUAACCAAAUGGCGUUGUAUUUACUUCGAUUUAAGAUCUUAGAGUAUUGUAUAUCCGUGUACAUAUAUGUACUUUGUUUUUUUUUUUUACUUGGUCUAUGCAGCAUUGUAAAUAUUCCUAAACAGCAUCUAGUCCAAAGUUGUACAUAACCUAAAACACAAAAACAAACAAAAAAAAAACAAGAACUAGGGAUCUAGAGAAAUGCGCAAUACAUUUUGUAUUUACUAGUUAUUUAAAUGCCAAGAUUGUAAUGGGAGAAGCGGGCGACAGAUGGCAGGGGGGUUGCAUAGCAGUUAUCAAUUACCACAUAGUCUGUACUUUUAUAAUUUAUAUACUUAAAAACAUACUAAAUAUAUACAACUACCUAUACAUAUGAAUAUGUGUGUGCCUAUCGAGAAUUUGUACGCAUUACUUAUUGAAAAAGUUUACUUUUUAGCUGAUUUCCAAAAUAAAGAAUUCCUAUUAAUAUUAA
This is a messenger RNA of Drosophila montana, 2415 nucleotides long. RefSeq lists its product as uncharacterized. NCBI's taxonomy places the organism in Eukaryota, Metazoa, Arthropoda, Insecta, Diptera, Drosophilidae. The record is from RefSeq and is a predicted model, not a curated record. The transcript is spliced from 3 exons. The coding region runs from base 1128 to 1754 and encodes 208 amino acids.